Mycosarcoma maydis (corn smut) is the source of this 2214-nucleotide messenger RNA. RefSeq lists its product as uncharacterized. The record is from RefSeq and is a predicted model, not a curated record. Lineage: Eukaryota; Fungi; Basidiomycota; Ustilaginomycetes; Ustilaginales. Bases 1 to 2214 code for a protein of 737 amino acids. The transcript has a single exon.
AUGGGACUGGCAAACUCGCUGCAAGACGCUGCUGGCUCGUCGGCGGCGCCCUAUCACGCCGUGUCACUACACAACCAUGGCGUCUUCUUGCUGCUCAACUCGCUCCUCGAACCCAACUUUGUCAUCCUCGUUGCUUAUCUCUGUAUCAACAUGUACCUCGCUUUCCGCGUCAUCAGCAUCGCAACAAGGAGGCAUCGCCAGCUCAAUCUCAUCCCACGCGAGUCCGGUGGAGUCAACUUGGUCAAGCUUCCCGUCACAGCCGACGAGGACGUUCUCAAAACGGAGCCUUUCCUUCAAGGUAGAGCCAGGUCGCAGAAACCCAAAUCUGACACACCUGUCGCUGAUGCCCUCAUUCGCCUUGCUACGUGGGCUUUUCAGAACGAAGCUCAGUGUGCCAAGCGCAUCUUUGGCUUGCUUGCUGUGUUCAGCCUUGCCUCUACGUGGUACUAUAUGUUGGCGUUUUUGCGGCAUUCCUACUUGUCCUACCUCGAACGAUGCCGUCUUGCAUCUUAUCCACUUCCACCCACGCCACCUCCCUGGGACCUUUCUCGCCCAGCGCUUUUGGUCGCCGCGCUGCACUUGCGCAUCCUGCGGAUCUCGCAGUGGCUCGCUUCUCUGAGCCUGUUCAAGGAAGCCUGGAUGGAGGUCAUCAAAGACGCUCCUUCGUGGUGGUGGAGCAGCGAGAUCUGCGUCAUCACCGUGGGUGCUUGGGCGCUCUUCCUGCGUCAUGAGGCCGAGCGUCUCCGGAUUCCUCAUGUCUGGACCGUUAUGGCUCUCGGCCAGCUCGUCGCCAUCAGUUUCGCUUUUAACCUCUUCAAUCUUGCCGUCAUCUAUCGCCUUGAUGUGAUUGACUUGAUUGCUGCACGUUCGCAUAGGCUGUGCAGUGGCACACACCGCGUCAUGGUGCCACUGCAAGAUAACUCCAGUCCGUCGCCGCCCCAAAUCUGGUCGAUGUCGGAAGACGAGCGCCCGGAUGAAGCGUCACGAGUGUCUGCCACCUUGUAUAGGCCGACUCUGCGUACACCGAAUGCAUUGCAUGCCACCUCGCUUCCAUCAAAUCCACGGGCGUCUCCACCCCGCAACGUCAGAGUCGUCUCUACUGAGCUCACUGUGCAAAGAUUUCCAUUGGCUCCCCAACCCCAGUUCAUGGAUAAGCUGGCUCGUCUCAUGCAACGCUGCAUCCCAGAAGAGCUUGGCAUGCCUCUGUUCGUCUUGGCUGGUCUCUCGUCGGUUCUGCAGCAUCCCAACAGCUUUACCAAGGUGAUGGUCAUGCACGUUUUUCCUUUACUCAUCUCUCUGUAUCCGGCCUAUCGAACGUCGAGCAGUUCAAGCCGUUUGUUGCCAUCGUUACGCGUCGCAACUGCUCCUAUCGAACCGAAUCGCUCCACGGGACAGAUCUUGCUCGAGAUGGUGUCUCGCAGCAAGUCGCGCCUGCCGCUCUGGAAGGACGCAAAGGUGUACUACCUCGCGCUCGGCAUUGUGAGCAUCCUGCUGCGAUUCUGGGUUUCUCUGGCAUGCUUCCUCGAGGUCAACGCCAGCCGCACCAAUCUGCAUCGAGCUUGGCAGACGGUCACGCUCCUUUUCCCUACAACGUUUGGGCGCCAUCCUGCCCAAAGCUCGAUCAGCUCGGAUCAUGUUUGUGUUGCUCUUAGCGCAACUGUCUUUGUGCUAAUCGAGAGCGGUCUUUGGCUUUGGAAGACUGCUGUUGCGAGUCCAAGCUGCUAUCUACCGCCUGAUGGUGCUGAUGACGAGAACAAGGGUGAGGAUCACGAUGGGCAUGUGUUGCAUGGGCGGUUUCCCACGUUGAUCAAGCUCGAUCGACUGGAUCGCAAAGUGAUCGAGACUCAGGCAUGCGUUGUGGUAGUGCUGUUGGUACUAUCGCCGUUGCUGGGUGGAAGCGCCACGUUUUCGCUGUACCUCGCAGUGCGGUGCAUGUGGGUGGAGCAGUACCAGCGAUAUCGAGCCGCUCAAGACGACACAUUUCUGCGUCGUACGCAGCAUCGCGGUCACGCUGUUGAGAAAGUCGUCGAGGAUACCGAGGAGGUACAGCUGCUUGAGAACGAAGAGGGAGAACGAUGUAUCGAGGUGCGAAGGAUGUACAUCAGCGAGCUGCGUCCACGUUCUAUCAGCUCUACGCGGCCAGACCUGCGACAUGGUACUUCUGGCGACGUCGUGCAAGGUCGAACACAGACAAUCACGAAUCGUCGGCGCUAG